This is a messenger RNA of Cyphellophora attinorum, 1539 nucleotides long. RefSeq names its product L-fucose-proton symporter. The record is from RefSeq and is a predicted model, not a curated record. The coding region runs from base 1 to 1539 and encodes 512 amino acids. The transcript is spliced from 4 exons. NCBI's taxonomy places the organism in Eukaryota, Fungi, Ascomycota, Eurotiomycetes, Chaetothyriales, Cyphellophoraceae. Gene Ontology annotation, biological process: transmembrane transport. Gene Ontology annotation, molecular function: transmembrane transporter activity.
AUGGGCUUCAAGGAGAUUGUCGCAAAGCGCUCGGCGCUCAAAACCUCCAACACAGGCGUGACCACCGCAUCGCAGCUUACGCUGAAGCAGUCACUGUACCCAUUGGCACUCGUCACGAGUUUGUUCUUCCUCUGGGGAUUCUCCUACGGGCUCCUCGACACCCUGAACAAGCAUUUUCAGAAUACGCUUGGGAUCACCCGAACGCGUUCAUCCGGUCUGCAAGCCGCAUAUUUUGGCGCCUACCCACUCGCCUCCAUCGGCUAUGCAGGAUGGAUGCUCCGACACUGGGGCUACAAGCCCGUCUUCAUCUUCGGCCUGUGCACCUACGCCAUCGGUGCCCUAAUGAUGUGGCCUAGCGGCGUAUAUCGCUCCUUCGGCGGCUUCUGUGCCGCUACUUUCAUCUGCGGCUCCGGCCUGGGCUCCCUCGAGACCGCCGCCAACCCGUAUCUCGCUGUCUGCGGGCCUCCCAAAUACUCCGAGAUCCGGAUCAACUUCGCCCAAGCCUUCAAUGGCAUCGGCACCGUCGUCGCUCCUGCACUUGCAUCCUAUGUCUUCUUCAAGCACACCGAAGACGAUGUCUCCGCCCUCAAGAACGUCCAGUGGGUCUACCUGGCCGUGGCGUGCUUCGCGUUUUUCCUAGCAGUGGCCUUCUUCCUGAGCCACAUCCCCGAGGUUACAGAUGCAGACAUGGAGUUUCAGGUGCAGGAGACGCACAUCGCCGGCACGGAGAAACCGUUCAUCAAGCAGUACCGCUUGUUUCAUGCCGCAUUCGCGCAGUUUUGCUAUGUGGGCGCACAAGUCGCGGUUGCGACAUGGUUUAUCAAUUAUGCGACUGAGUCAACGAAUGUGACUGCUUCGACGGCGAGUUCACUGUUGGCGGGUGCACAGGCGGCGUUCACUGUUGGCAGGUUCUCGGGAACGGGAUUGAUGCGGCUUGUUCGACCGAGGCUGGUCUUCCUGUUCUAUCUUGGUGGUGUGAUCGUGGCCUUGGCUCUCGCAACAGGUGUCCGGGGCAGAGCUGGAAUCGCGAUGCUGUACAUCACGCUCUUCUUCGAGUCGGUCUGCUUUCCGACGAUCGUUGCGUUGGGUAUUCGUGGACUCGGAAGGCACUAUAAGCGAGGCUCGGGCUACAUCGUCGGCGCAGUCAUCGGCGGUGGCUGCGUGCCAGCGUUGCAAGGGAAGGUCGCUGACAUCCACAACAGCACUCCCUUGUCAAUGGUUGUGGCUUUGAUGUUCAUGGUAGCAGCAAUGUCCUACGCCCUCUGCGUGAACUUCGUGCCGCGGUACCGGAUCCCUGCAGAUGCUCUGGGAGAUAGCUCGAUUGGUCAGAAGAACAAUCAGGUGCCUCAGUCAGACAUUGAGGCGAAGCAGAUGGACCCCAGUACUGGGAAGCUGACGGAUGAAGCCACAGCGACGGAAGUGAGAAGCGAUGAGAUGAGAGACGAUUUGAAGACAACCUCAUGUAGCGACUUGGCUCGAGGGUUCCAUUCAGAUCGACCUGGGCGCCGAAAUGAGUACUGCCACACCAUGCGUACGUGA